Panicum virgatum (switchgrass) is the source of this 534-nucleotide messenger RNA. RefSeq lists its product as uncharacterized. Bases 1 to 534 code for a protein of 177 amino acids. The transcript has a single exon. The record is from RefSeq and is a predicted model, not a curated record. Lineage: Eukaryota; Viridiplantae; Streptophyta; Magnoliopsida; Poales; Poaceae.
AUGGGCCUCAACUACAUGAGCUUGCUCCCACCAAGCAAAGCUACCUUCUACAGCAUCGUCCCAGGAAACUCCUCUACACCAAUUGGCUCGGUUACUCUCCCGAUCACAUUUGGUACGAAGCAAAACAUCCGAACAGAACACAUCAAGUUCGAAGUAGCCGACUUCGAAUCCUCAUACCACGCCAACUUGGGAAGACCAACAUUGGCCAAGUUUAUGGCCAUACCUCACUACGUAUACUUACUCCUCAAGAUGCCAGGAAAUAUAGGAGUCCUCUCUCUACGCGGGGACCUCCUCAACUCCUUCGAGUGCGACAAGGAAGUAAUUGUCCAUGCCUCCAGCAUUCGAGUACCUAGAUCCAUGAGCGAGAUACUCGCUGCCGCCAAGGAGCUAUCCCUCAACAAGGACUCGAUGCUUUCUAAGAAGCCAAGCCAGUCAUCGGUAAAACCAGCCGGGGACGUCGGCACCAAGACCAUACAACUACAAGGAGAUGACUCUAAAACUGCCAUCAUUGGAGUAGGCUUGAGCGACAAAUAG